Molecule: messenger RNA, 569 nt
Organism: Spizellomyces punctatus DAOM BR117
Lineage: Eukaryota; Fungi; Chytridiomycota; Chytridiomycetes; Spizellomycetales; Spizellomycetaceae
Exons: 1
Coding region: 207-518 (103 amino acids)
Source: RefSeq, a predicted model, not a curated record
UUUUUUGAAUGACACAAGUUACUACUAUAUCAACGGAAUUGUUCAAAGACUAGAUAGAUGUGCUUUGAAUAGCGGUAUUUUAACUUUACUGAGCGAUAAUGAACUGACAUUUCCCACAGGUUUCGCUUUUGUCAUGGCGAGAUGUGAAAAUGAAUGGGGCAUAUACAAGAAAAAAACGGUCAACUAUCCAUUGAGUUUGAGCAAAAAUGCUGAUGCGGUAUUCGUAUCCACAGGCGAGAUCUAUUUGGCGAUCUUGUCGCAAAGGUUUGUCCGACAAAGCGACACCAGAUUGUCUGGUGGGGUUGGUCAAUAAGAAACAAACUACCGUACAUGGUCCCAAGUCGUUUUUUCUGUGGGUUCAUGGUCAACGAUCUUUGAGUCUCUAUGAUACGAGUUUUUUGAGAAAUGGUUGGUGGGGAUGGGGUUGUCGGUGCUCGUUGGCUAGUCGCGCAAAAGGCAAGUCUGAGCGCACUCUCGCAUCCAACUAUAGAGGCGUUAAUAGCCUGUUGAUGGGGUGACCAUUUGCAAAUCGUGGUUUGCACAAGUAGGUAGUAUCGUAGAGGUUUCUG